GAGAACGAAGACGGGCGGCAAUGGCGUCGUCGACGCAGGUGGGGAGGAUCAAGCUGGGAUCGCAGGGGCUGGAGGUGUCGGCGCAGGGGCUGGGCUGCAUGGGCAUGUCCUCCACCUACGGCCCUCCCAAGCCCGACCCCGACAUGAUAGCACUCAUCCACCACGCCGUCGGCUCCGGCGUCACCUUCCUCGACACCUCCGACAUCUACGGCCCUCACACCAACGAAAUACUCCUCGGCAAGGCACUGAAGGGAGGGAUGAGACAGAAGGUGGAACUGGCGACCAAGUUCGGGCUCGGCUUCGCCGACGGGAAGUGGGAGGCCCGGGGCGAUCCGGCCUACGUGAGGGCGGCUUGCGAGGCCAGCCUGAAGCGGCUUGACGUCGAUUGCAUCGACCUCUACUACCAACACCGUAUAGAUACCCGCGUCCCCAUCGAAGUCUCUAUUGGAGAGCUAAAGAAACUCGUUGAAGAGGGUAAAAUCAAGUACGUUGGUUUAUCGGAGGCCUCUGCGUCAACCAUCAGAAGAGCACAUGCUGUUCAUCCCAUCACAGCUGUGCAAUUGGAGUGGUCACUGUGGUCAAGAGAUGUGGAGGCAGAGAUCGUUCCCACGUGCAGGGAGCUUGGCAUUGGAAUUGUUGCGUACAGUCCUUUGGGACGGGGAUUCUUAUCUGCCGGUUCCAAGUUGUUGGAGAAUCUCUCCAAGGAUGACUUCAGAAAGAAACUACCAAGGUUUAAGCCAGAGAACUUGGCUCACAAUGCAAAGUUAUUUGACCGAGUGAAUGAAAUUGCGCAAAGAAAGGGAUGCACCCCAUCACAGUUAGCCCUUGCCUGGGUACACCACCAGGGCGACGACAUCUGCCCUAUUCCCGGCACAACCAAGAUCGAGAAUUUCAAUCAGAACAUUGGAGCUCUGUCAGUGAAGCUUACACCAGAAGAGAUGGCUGAGCUCGAAUCGAUUGCUUCUGCGGACAGUGUGAAGGGUGACAGGUACGAUAGCAGCAUCUCUACAUGGGAAAACUCUGACACUCCGCCCCUUUCUUCAUGGGAAGCUGGUAAGGUCAAGUACAUCGGUUUAUCUGAGGCUUCCACUUCGACAAUCAGAAGAGCCCAUGCUGUUCAUCCCAUAACAGCAGUGCAACUGGAGUGGUCGCUCUGGUCGAGAGACGUGGAGGCAGAUGUAAUUCCCACAUGCCGGGAGCUCGGCAUCGGAAUCGUUUCCUACAGUCCUUUAGGACGAGGAUUCUUUUCUGUCGGUUCAAAGUUGUUUGAGAAUCUCUCCAAGGACGACUUCCGACAGUACCUGCCCAGGUUCCAGCCAGAGAACUUGGUUCACAAUGCCAAGUUAUUUGACCGAUUACAUGAAAUUGCAAAGGGAAAAGGUUGCACCCCUUCACAGUUAGCCCUCGCCUGGGUCCACCACCGGGGCAACGACGUCUGCCCAAUUCCUGGGACAACCAGGAUUGAGAAUUUUAACCAGAAUAUUGGAGCUGUGUCUGUGAAACUCAUGCCAAAUGAUAUGGCUGAGCUCGAAUCAAUUGCUUCUGCGGACAACAUCAAGGGCAGCAGGUACAAAAGUACCAUGAUUACAUGGGAGAACUCCGACACUCCACCCCUUUCUUCAUGGAAUGCUGCUUAGAAGCAGUCUAUUUCUGUCGCUGCCGCUUUGAUAUAUAUAGUGUGAGUUAUUUCUGAUGUGGUAAUUUAAGGCUCUACUGUGUGACUGUUAUAAUUGUGUGCGUUGAGAUAGUAAUUGUCAUAAUAUAAAGUGCUUUACCCAUAAUGUUCGAAUCUAGAUUCAUUUUGAGGCAAACUAUGAUUUACUGAAUGUCCAGUUAACUGUACUAUUGUAUGAAUUACUGAGUGU
Eucalyptus grandis is the source of this 1865-nucleotide messenger RNA. Its product is annotated as probable aldo-keto reductase 2. The record is from RefSeq and is a predicted model, not a curated record. Lineage: Eukaryota; Viridiplantae; Streptophyta; Magnoliopsida; Myrtales; Myrtaceae. Gene Ontology annotation, cellular component: cytoplasm. Bases 21 to 1637 code for a protein of 538 amino acids. The transcript has 9 exons.